Messenger RNA from Syzygium oleosum, 537 nucleotides. RefSeq names its product disease resistance protein L6-like. The transcript has a single exon. Lineage: Eukaryota; Viridiplantae; Streptophyta; Magnoliopsida; Myrtales; Myrtaceae. The record is from RefSeq and is a predicted model, not a curated record. Gene Ontology annotation, biological process: signal transduction. The coding region runs from base 1 to 537 and encodes 178 amino acids.
AUGAGAAUGAGCUCGGAGGAUGAAAAAAAUGACGGUGUGUCGUCAGCGAAUGGCUAUGACGUCUUCAUGAGUUUUAGCGGAGUAGACACCAGACAAGGAUUCGCGGAUUGCUUUUACCACGUUAUGCGAGAAGCAAACAUCCAUGUUUUCCGCGAUGAGGAAGAGCUCCACGUCGGUAAAGAAAUAAGACAUAAUCUGCAGAGGGCCAUAGAAAAUUCAAAGAUCUAUGCACCCAUCUUUUCUGAAAAUUAUGCUUCCAGUUCGUCAUGCCUUCGCGAGCUCGCAUACAUGGUGAAGUGCAAGAAAUCCAAACCAUUCGAAAAGAUGAUUUUGCCGAUUUUCUAUAACGUGGAACCUCGCGAUGUUAUGCUUAAGUCUGAACUUUACACUAGCGCUUUGGCGAAGCAUGAAGAGAAGUUCGGUCGGCAGACAACAAGAGCGUGGGCGGAUGGCCUCAGAAGUGUUGCCCAGAUAAAAGGAAUGGAAGUGAAAAAGCAAGGGUACGCAGGUGUCCUAAAUCACUCCAUUAACUUUUGA